AUGGCUUGUAUGCCUAUUCUUUUACUUUUUGUUUGUGUUUUCGCCUUUUCAAUCGCGGAGCUACCAGAUCCACUUUCCGAGGAAUUUAUUAAUAUCAUCAACACACGGCAAAAAUUAUGGACCGCUGGCCGCAACUUUCCGCCACAAACGACGUUCGAAACAAUGAAGAAGCUCAUGGGAGCCAUGGAAGAUAAUUUCAUAUCGAGAUUAACGAUUGUCGAACACAGUGCAGAGGACAUUAAGUACUUAUCAGAAAAUUUUGAUCCCAGGAACAAAUGGCCCAACUGUCCCACGUUAAACGAAGUCCGAGACCAAGGAUCAUGCGGUAGCUGCUGGGCUUUUGGCGCCGUGGAAGCCAUGACAGAUCGUUAUUGCAUCUAUUCGAAUGGCACAAAGCAUUUCCAUUUUUCUGCUGAAGAUCUAUUGAGCUGCUGCUCAGUUUGUGGUCUCGGCUGUAACGGAGGAAUGCCAACACUCGCUUGGGAGUACUGGAAACACUUUGGCAUCGUAUCAGGAGGUAACUACAAUUCAAGUCAGGGCUGCUUGCCAUACCAAAUACCACCCUGUGAACAUCACGUUCCGGGAGACAGAUUGCCAUGCAGCGGUGACACGAGAACUCCCAAGUGUUUCCGUAAAUGUCAGGACACAUCAUCCUACAAAGGGGAUAAGCUAUACGGAAAGCAUAUUUACUCAGUUCGAGGCGGUGAAGAGCACAUCAGAGCAGAAUUAUAUAAGAAUGGCCCAGUGGAGGCUGCAUUCACAGUUUAUUCGGACUUUCUAACUUACAAAAGCGGUGUGUAUAAACAUACGGUUGGAAAUGCGUUGGGCGGACACGCUGUUAAAAUUAUGGGUUGGGGAGUUGAAAACGGAGUCAAAUAUUGGCUCAUUGCGAAUUCGUGGAACUCUGACUGGGGAGAUAAUGGUUUCUUCAAAAUUCUACGUGGGGAAAACCAUUGCGGUAUCGAAGGUUCUAUUGUCACUGGAGAACCACAGUAUAAAUAA
This is a messenger RNA of Pieris macdunnoughi, 1002 nucleotides long. NCBI's taxonomy places the organism in Eukaryota, Metazoa, Arthropoda, Insecta, Lepidoptera, Pieridae. The record is from the annotation of a GenBank genome assembly.